Gasterosteus aculeatus aculeatus (three-spined stickleback) is the source of this 697-nucleotide messenger RNA. NCBI's taxonomy places the organism in Eukaryota, Metazoa, Chordata, Actinopteri, Perciformes, Gasterosteidae. The record is from RefSeq and is a predicted model, not a curated record.
CAGAAAGAUGUCCUCCCAAGUCCGCCUGAGUCUGCUGCCGAGAGCCAGAUGCAUGUUCGACGACCCCGUCCAGGUGAAGGUGGCCGGUCUCAGGUCGAGACAGAUGGUCACCCUGAGAGCCAGAUCCACUGACGAGAAGGGAGUGGUGUUCAGCUCCUCGGCCACCUUCAGGGCUGAUGGGAGCGGGCAGAUCGACCUGGAGAGGGACCCCUCCCUCGGUGGGACCUACACAGGCGUUGAACCCAUGGGUCUGCUUUGGUCCAUGAGGCCGGACACUUUGCAUAUGAAGUUCCAAAGAACUAAGUCUCUAAACCCCCACGGAGUGAAGAUCUCAGUUCAUGACCAGGAAAAGGAGGAGGGCAGGAUCCUGGCAGAAGCGACCAAUGAAAGGCUCCUGAUCGGAGACGGGGUCAUCCGGCGCACGGUCGGAGAGGAGAAUAUUCGUGGGGUCCUCUUCACUCCGCCAGGAGAAGGUCCGUUCCCCGCUGUGUUGGAUCUCUACACCUUCAGUGGAGGUUUGUCAGAGAAAAGGGCCUCCCUGCUGGCCGGCCGAGGGUUUGUGGUUCUGACUGUAGCGCUGUACGGUCACAGCGACAGGGCGAGGUGUCACGCGAGGAACAUCAGAGAGAUCCAUCCGGAUUAUUUAAAGGAGGCAGUGGAGUUUUGUGCCCCUCGAGGAAAACGAGAAGGCUUCUAA